This is a messenger RNA of Leishmania braziliensis MHOM/BR/75/M2904, 1582 nucleotides long. Its product is annotated as SLACS like gene retrotransposon element. The annotation marks the transcript as partial. The transcript has a single exon. Lineage: Eukaryota; Euglenozoa; Kinetoplastea; Trypanosomatida; Trypanosomatidae. The record is from RefSeq and is a predicted model, not a curated record.
AUGCCGGUAAAAAAAGUUUUUAACACCGCACCUCCCACAGUUGAAAAGUUGGGAAGCGGACCUAAAAAUGCUAAUUAUUUAUUUUCCGAGGAAGAACUUUCCUCACCCAGAGAGCGGGCUAAAAGCCAAGACCUUAAAAUUAAUAUAAAGACGCAAACAGGGGCCACAACACACGCACGCCUCUCACACCCGGCCGGGAAAAGGAUCGCGGAGCCGUGGCUCCCACAAUUCGAUGAACUCCAGGGAGCCUUCGAGCUGGCGAAAACACUCGACACAGCCAUCGUCGAGCACACCGAUCUGGCUGGGAAACUGUUCGCCAGACACACCGCCAUGCUCAAGCGACAUUUCGAGUGGGCGAAUCCCAUCCACAGCAGCUUCUAUUACUGCACAGCUGUGGAUGUCAACGGAGCCGGUUGCACAUACGCAAACGACUCCGAAAAGGCGGUCCAGGACCACAUUCGCGAGCGCCACCCCGGGUCCGGAGCAACACCACGACGAUUCGGAAUGUCACCAUUCCACGGCGGUAUGGCGACAAUCGGGCCGUCGUGCUCGAUAACGGCCGCCGUCGCCGCUGUCUGCACGAUACCGGGAAUCCCGGACAUCGAUGCAACUCUCCUCCGAGCCUUCCGCGGAUCCACGGCCGACACCGCGCGGGAGGUGAUCGGAGCACUCGGCCUCCAGCUUCCCACCUCACCGGGAUGGGCCCUGGAGAAACUCACGGCACAGGACGACGCCAUCAGACGCGCCUUCGCCGCCACGGCGCGCCAAGACAUCUACUGUUCCUGGUGCGGUGAAACGGAAGAGGGACAGCCAGAACCACAGAUAGCAACUGUGACCUACGAGGCGCCGGCCGGCGGCCUCCCAGGCACCACGGCGACCGCUAUCAGCGAGGCAUUCGGCCACGUAUCGGCCAACUUGCCUCACCACUGCCCGGCUUGCCGCACCGAAGGCGCCACUCUAUCUGCACUGUCGGUUUUUCUCUUCGGAGAAGCUGUGGCAAUCACAGUCAUACCGCCAGCUGGAAACCAGAAAGCGGUAGGUCUGCCGGAAUUACCGCUGGAGGUGAUGCUCCCGACGGCGCUCUUCAGCCAGAACCCCUAUAAACUCCACGCCGCGAUCUGCGCCACGACGUCGAAGCACGUGGUCGCAUACGUCCUGUGCCGGGAAGAUGGGAAGGAGCAAUGGCACCGCUACGACGGCACCGUUCACGACACAGACGUGCCGCCGCCAGACCCAGCCACCAUCGACACCCUGAUCUUCACACGCGCUCCCUACAAGCCGGCCGGCGAGGGAGACAACGAGGAGGACACAGGCACCCACCCAGUCAGGCCAACGCGGCCAACAGCACCGCCACCGCCACCGUCACGCGACCCGUGGGGCCGCACAACCUACGGCAUGCACCCGGACACCGCGGAGCAAGAGGAGGAAGACACCGGGAUCGCACCCAGGCCGGCCGAGCCACGGACGGAGACACCCACACCACCCACCCAGCCACCCGGCACCGAAGGGGAGGGAGAGGAGAGCGACACGACCGAGAGCGUGCACACGGAGCCCGACCAGGCCGCCGAGGACGUGUCACAAA